Messenger RNA from Helianthus annuus (common sunflower), 1265 nucleotides. RefSeq names its product GDSL esterase/lipase At1g29670. Gene Ontology annotation, molecular function: hydrolase activity, acting on ester bonds. The coding region runs from base 79 to 1146 and encodes 355 amino acids. The transcript is spliced from 5 exons. The record is from RefSeq and is a predicted model, not a curated record. NCBI's taxonomy places the organism in Eukaryota, Viridiplantae, Streptophyta, Magnoliopsida, Asterales, Asteraceae.
CUUGUACUUGUACCUUGGCGAACUCUAUUUUCUUGAAUUUUUAAACUUCGUUUCAUUUUUUUUCUUCGAAAACAAAGCAUGGCUAAUUUUAAGCUCAACCUAUUUCGAUCUGUCUACAUCUUUUUCGAGUUAAUGGAGAUAGUUGUAGUAAUUGGCAAACCACAAGUCCCGUGUUACUUCAUAUUCGGAGACUCGUUGUUCGAUAGCGGAAACAACAACGAACUCGUCACCACAGCUAGGUCCAAUUACCUACCUUAUGGAACUGAUUUCCCUCAAGGUGUCACAGGCAGAUUCACCAAUGGUCGAACCAUAGCAGACCUUAUAGGAGAACUUCUGGGUUUCGAUGAAUAUAUUCCAACAUAUGCCACUGUAACUGAUCAACAUAUCAGUCAAGGAGUAAACUACGCUAGUGGUGGAUCUGGCAUUCGAGAGGAAACUGGAAGUCAUCUGGGAGGUCGAAUAAGCUUAGACAGACAACUACUUAAUCAUUAUUCGAUAGUUUCAAGGCUUUUUCACCUGCAAAGAAACAUAACAUUCACAAGAGAUUACCUAAGCAAGUGCAUUUACAUUGUAAAUAUAGGAAGCAAUGAUUACAUCAAUAACUACUUCAAACCAGAUAUUUAUGCCACAAGUCAUAUGUAUACGACAAACCGAUAUGCACGACGCCUCGUACAGCAAUACUCUCGACAACUAAAGUGCUUGUACAACUUGGGAGGUAGAAAGAUUGCUAUUUUUGGUCUUGGUUUGAUAGGUUGCACUCCCGCAGAGAUAUCUACCUUUGGCACAGAAGGAAGACCGUGUGUUAAGUUCAUCAAUGACGCAGUUAAACUCUUUAAUAACAAGCUUAAGCCUAUUCUUGAUGACCUAAAUGCUUAUAACCCGGAUGCAAAGUUUACAUUCAUCAACGUUACCAGCAUUUCAUUACAACAAGGUACGGUGUUAACAAACGUUCCAAGUUGUAUAUUGAGGUCAGAUGGACAAUGUGUACAAACUACACUUAUUAGCCUAGUUCGGUCGAUGUCUAUGUUUUAUGACGGUUACCAUCCCACAGAAGUUUCAAACAUUCACACCGCACGACUAUCAUAUAUUGCGAUCUCACGCAUGGAUGCUUCUCCAUACGAUAUUAGUCAUUUGGUUCAACUUUAGUGAUUUAAGAAGACUCAAGUGGCUUCCGAUUCUAGUAAAACAUUUGUAACUAAAAGAAUAUUUUGAAGAUAGAAAAGUGUUAUUACAUUCUUUAUGGACGUCAAACGAUUUACAAUUAA